Molecule: messenger RNA, 3738 nt
Organism: Biomphalaria glabrata
Lineage: Eukaryota; Metazoa; Mollusca; Gastropoda; Planorbidae
Product: WD repeat-containing protein 43-like
Exons: 17
Coding region: 66-1883 (605 amino acids)
Biological process (GO): maturation of SSU-rRNA from tricistronic rRNA transcript (SSU-rRNA, 5.8S rRNA, LSU-rRNA)
Cellular component (GO): nucleolus
Molecular function (GO): protein binding
Source: RefSeq, a predicted model, not a curated record
ACUGAGUUGUGUGGAUAGACAAGACCAACAUAUUUAUUUUUUCUACACGUGCUGUAGAAAGCAAAAUGGCCACGACACAACUCUGUUGUUUUUCUGAAGAUGGAGAAUAUUUUGCACAUUCAAGUUCUGAUGGAACAUUACGAAUAUUUGAAUGCGCAACAGCUACUUUAAAACAGGAAUAUUCAUCUAGUUCACACCUUUCAUCCACCACUUCUUCAUUGACGUGGAGUAGACUUAAAAAAGAAUUGCCACCCAGUCCUAAUGCUAAGCGAAAAAGGCUCAAUAACACUGCUGAAGAGGAAAGCUACCACGAUGAGUUGAAAUUACUUGCCUUAGGUACAACUUCUGGAACUGUCUAUUUAUACAGUUUUGCCAAAGGACUACUUCACACCCAGUUGACUGGUGCACACACUUCAGCAGUGAAUGAUAUUUGCUGGCACUUUUCAAAACCAGAAUUGUUUACCUGUUCAGAGGAUCAGACAGUUGUCCAGUGGGAUUUAAAGAAAGGGAAAGUCAGGCACAAAUGGAAAUGUGAUAAUUCUGGGAUUUAUUCAGUGUGUUUAUGUUCCCAAAACAAACUUCUCACAGCAAGUAAUAGUAUCAAAUUAUGGGAUCUAAAUACAAGAACUGUAUUACAGACAUUUACAGGGCAUUCGUCACCUAUUUUCAAGUUAAUACCAGUUUGGUCAAGUACUAAUGAAGCUUCUUACGUUUUAUCUGCAUCCCUUGAUGACAGGCACAUUCAAAUUUGGUACUGUGGUGACUCAUCUAAAGAUCGAGAUGCUGUUGCCUCUUUUUCUGUUCCUGAUGAGCCUGUGUAUUUAUCAUUAUGUAAACCCUCUACUUCAUCACAAAAUGUCAUGUUAUCAGUUAUUACAAGAAAAGGUUUCGCCUACAUAUUUGAACAUGUUUUAAAUGGGAAAAAAUCUACACCUAUGACAUCAAAGGUUACAGUGAAGGCUGUCAUGUCAAAUGAGCAAGCUGAUGUUAAAAAAUCUUCUGUUCCUAUUCUGGCAUCAGAUUUCAUUACUAAAAAUAUAAUUGUUGCCUAUGGCAACCCUGUAAAACCACAGUUUGAAAGAAUAAAAUAUGAUGCUGCUAAACCUGAGAUAAUUAUAACAGUCAAAGCUCUGUCUUUGUCUUUAAUUAAGGAAGAAUAUUCACAGGUGAAGAAGCCUGAAGUUUCUAAGCAUAUGACUACAUUAUUGUCUGCUGAUUCACAGCCUAUUCCAGCUAGUAAAACUAAAGGGAAAAAAAGAAUACGACGAACAUCAGUUUCAGAUUUAACAGUUGAAGAAAGACUUGCUGCCAUGAGCACUGACACACCAAAGGAAAGUCAAGUAAAGCAGCAGCCUGUUGCAAACACAUUGUGUAGACUUUUACAGCAGGCUUUGCUCAGUGGUGAUCACAAGCUCUUGACGGGAGUCUUUCAAGAAACAAAUGAAACCAUAGUUAGAAAUACAUUAAAAAGACUGCCAGUUUCGUGUAUUGUUCCACUUGUCAAAGUGAUAGAAGCAGGAAUGAUGGGGCAUGCACAGCAUGCAUGGAAUUUAAGUAGAUGGACAUCUUGUUUGAUUUCUUGUCAUGCAUCUUACAUUUUAUCUGUUCCUGAGAUAAUUGCUACCAUGAAUAAACUUUAUCAAACAUUAAUAUCAAGGCAAAAAUUUUUCCCUAAAAUGCUUCAGCUUAAAGGAAGAUUGGAUCUAGUUAAACAAGGGGGUAGUUCUAAGGAAGUUGAUGAUGAAGAUGAUGCAUCCAAAGAGCCUCUUCUUGUUUAUCAAGAUGAAUCAGAUUCUGAUGAAUCAGAGGGGUUAGCAAUAGAUGGAGCUGCUGAAGAAUCUGAUGAAAAUUGGGAUGAUAUUGAGUCAGAUAUGGAAUCCUAACAGUUAAUUUGGAUUGAUUGGACAUAAUAAAGACUAAGAUCAUAACAGCUGCUCACUUUGAGAUGACUGUUUACAACCGAGUCACUGGCACAAUAGAUAUUGAAUUUCUAUUGAGUUUUAGACAACACAUUGUGAUACUGUUUUUCAGUAUUACUAAUACUACUGCAUUUUAAAAUCUUAGAGAUUGAUUUCAGUCAUUUGCAAAAGGCUGUUAGGACUUGGAAAGGAAACAAAAAAGUUUUUAAAGGAAACAUUUUUUUAACACUACAAUGUUGAUGAUUUAAUAUAAUUAUAUGCAUUUCCUUCUUGUAGAUCUUGUUUAUUCCAAGAUAAUUUUCUUUGAAUGUAUAAAUCUAAGGGGUGAUAUUCAUGUUUUGUGAACUCACUUGUUUUUAUCAGGAAUUCACCAGAGAAGCAUGUGGUAGUGAGUGAAAGUCUGUAUGUUUAUUCUGGUACUUGCCAUAUGUUGAGAUGUAACUGACUUACAUAUGUCAAAGUGUAAAGUUUGUGAGCUAAGGUUGUUUUGUCUCUACCAAACUUGUAUAAUAUUGUAACACUCCAGUUGGUUGCCUUCAUCUAAAUGUAUGUUUAUGUGAAGAAUGUGUUCAUUGUUUUGACAUCCAAUACACUAUCACAUUGAAUACAAACAUUGUUGCUUUCAUUCUUCUUUGACAGAAUACAAAAAUACAGUAAGAAGUUGAAAGGUCGAAUCCUUUUAAAAAAAAAUUAAAAUAAUAUAUUUGACUAGAGCAUAGUUUGUCUGAUAAUGGCCAUAUUUGUUAUUCAUUCAAUCGUGCCUCUGAUGAGGCUGCAAUGUUCAGCUGCACACUGAGCAAGUUAUUCCUUGUCCUUAUCAACUCUGUCUGGUAAAAAGUUAGUACACCUUAUUUUUCCCACAUUCAAACUCAGAACAAGUUGAAAUUUUGCACACAAAAAAAAUCAUCUAUAAAAUUAAUCGAUUAGUUAUUUAAUUAUUGGUAAUUAAUUAUUUUGUUUGGUAUUGUCAAGGGAAGGGAAAAUGUACUGACAAAUGAGUAAUGAGACAGUAUAAGUUAAAUUAGUCCCCUUGAUACAUUGUGUAGAGAAGAUUGUUGCUUAAAAGUUUGAAACUAACAAUGUAUAGCUACGAAACUCUAUUUUGCUGGCAAAUUUGUUAGUGUAUUGGGUUAAGCCCUCGACUUAAAAUUCAAGUCCUACAACUUUUUAAUGUAUUGGUCAAGCUUUUGUGUAUCUGAACUUCAGAAAGUCAUUUUCUUUGAGGAUUGCAUCUCCUAGUAAGAAAUCACAGGUUAGAAACAACCAAUAGAAAAAAUAAUACUUUUUAAAUGCUAAGUUUAUAUUAGGGAAAGAACUGCUUACUCUGCCAUUUAUCUGAAAAUUAGAGUUUAGCUCCCUGCUAUAUAAAUCAAAAUAUAAUUACUACUAAAUGACCAACUAAUUGGGUUAAUUUUUUUGAUUUAUUCCAGUAUUGUUAUUAACUAUAAAAAUUAUGCAAAACUUGAUCUGAGAAUGAGAAAAACAUAGAGUGUGUUGAUACAAGCUUUGUAAAAAAAUAAAAAGAGGUGGACGGACUGAAUCUGAAGUGUGAGAAACUUUCGAGGCAAAUGAACAGUGUUUCUCAAACAUUUAGCUCUGGUUUUUCGCUUGACAAUUAUUAUUUUUUUAUCCCUGGGUUCCUAAAAGGGGGCUCCGGUGAAGGUUCUCACAAUGGGUUUAAGAAGGCUCUUAAAAAUGUAAUGAAAAGAUAUUUACAUAUAUUUAUGAUUAAAUUGUCCAGUUUUAUUUUGUAUAAAUAUUUACAAUGUUUAGAAUCGAAAUGUAUGAAGUGAAUGUUAAUUAAAAGCUAAUCCAUUUA